GUGAUACUUCAGAAAGAGGAUCCUAGAUGUCAAAGGACAGAAGAAAGGGAAGUGUUCUUCACUUGCAUUCUGUCCCAGGAGUGUGGGAUCUCUCACAAAGCGCAAGGAAAGGCGGACAGACCUGUGGUUCUGGGAGAAUGGGAGAACCUGUGCAAAUAGUGGUGUUUGUGAUGGCUUUUGUCACCUGCAAUGCCCUCCUGGAUCUGACUGGUGUCCACCAGGUCCAAGGCACAUGGAUGGGAUCUGUCACUUUACCAUGUACCUACAUGCCCUUAGAUGGUUUCACACAGCAAACGCUCAUCUGGAGCAUGGAGAGAGACCACAGCACCUCCACCAUCUUUCGGAGGGACUAUUCUGGUGACCAUGUCCUGCUGUCUCAGUUCCGAAACCGGGUCAGUGUCCCAAAGCACAGCCCAGGGGAUGCCUCACUCUUAAUUGAGAACCUCGAAAUCCCUGAUAGUGGGCACUACACCUGUCAAGUCAUCUGGAGGACUAAAGAUAACAGUGUGAUCACAAGGGAGGUGACCACUACGGUUAAAGUUGUCAAAGUGGCAGCAACCAAGCCCAUCAUCAGGGCCGGCGAACUGGGGCUGACGGUACCCACAGGAGCCAGGACCAGCCUGACCUGUGUGGCCAGCGGGUCCCCCCCCAUCAGCUACCGCUGGUUCAGGGGCACCCCGGGACAGAAAGCCCUGCUGCUGAGCAGGCAGGCUGAGCUGGUGUGGGACAGCCUGCAGCCCUCCGACACUGGGAAGUACUACUGUGAGGUGGAAAACAGGGCUGGGGCCGGGGCUGUGCAGCAGAGCGAUGCUGUUGAGCUCACAGUGACAGGUAUGACGGCAACGAAGCAGCUCUCCGAGGGGGGGUCGGAGGAGCCUCCCGUUGCCACGGGUCUCCCCGCGCCGCGGUACGCGCUGCCGGCCGCGCUGGCCGUGGUGCUGGGCGCAGCCGCGCUUGGAGCGCUCCUGACCGCAGCUCGGUGCCGGCGGCGGAAUGCGGAGGAACUUCUCUAUGAAGUUGCUUUCCACAGCACUGCAGAUGUCACCAGACUGGAGGCGAAUGGGGAAGUCCCUGUUAAGUGCCCACACAAAGAUGCAGAUUCUAAGACUGAAACAUCCAAUGACACUUUCACUGUGAAAAACAACGGCCUUGACAGCAUCCACAUGAGGAAAAAUCCUGAGUAUGAGAACCUUAUGAAUGCAAUGGAAUUGGAAUAUGAAACAGAAAACGUUUAGCAGAGUACCAUCUUUUGCAUAUGAGUAGUUGUGCAGGCUGCAGAUAUUGAAUGGUAAACUUCACCAAAGAAAACUCGUCUUCCUGUCUACCUCCUGCUCUGACAAAUGUACCAGUCUCACUUUAA
Molecule: messenger RNA, 1360 nt
Organism: Neopsephotus bourkii (Bourke's parrot)
Lineage: Eukaryota; Metazoa; Chordata; Aves; Psittaciformes; Psittacidae
Product: V-set and immunoglobulin domain-containing protein 4-like
Exons: 7
Coding region: 27-1235 (402 amino acids)
Biological process (GO): negative regulation of T cell proliferation; negative regulation of interleukin-2 production; negative regulation of macrophage activation
Molecular function (GO): complement component C3b binding
Source: RefSeq, a predicted model, not a curated record